UGUUAGAAGGAGUAUUUAAAGAGCCUUCUUUGGAGUGGCAAAUGAAACACCUCAGCAUCUUGGAGCUUUUGUAGUCAUUGAUAGAAUUAUAUUUUUCCUGCAAAGUAAGAAAGAUACCCUGGCUGCCAUGAAGGUGAGAGGUGUCCCCCAGACAUUUGGAGGACUCUGCUGCGUUCUGUGGCUCUCAUUGUGUUUUCUUGCCGAAUUCGAAGGUGGCGGGAAGGUCCUGGCUUCAACACCAGCCAAUGUACUUUUUGAUCCAAUCACUGCACACCCAAAUCUCCGUGUGUCUCCAAACAAGAAGACUGUGACGUGGCUACCUGAACCCCAAAAUGUUCCUGACAAUCCAGAGAGGUUCAAUGCCAGCUAUUGUUUGCUGGGUACCCCAAGAUUCACCAAGGGGAAACACUACUGGGAGGUGGAGUAUGGAGGCCAGAGGGAAUGGGCAGCAGGGGUGGCCCGGGCGUCUGUGCAAAGGAAAGGGUAUGUCAGCAUGACACCAGAGGAAGGGAUUUGGCAGGUGGGUCUUUGGUGGCUUCGUCGCGGGGAAACUGAUUCCCACCAACCUCCCAAACACCCUGCAAAGAUCAAGAUAUCUCUGGAUUAUGAGCAGGGAACAGUGACUUUUAACCUGGAGAAUAAGGUCACUGUACAGAAAGCCUCUUUUAAAGGGGAGAUUAUUCGCCCCUUCUUCUAUGUAGGGGCAACUGUUUCACUCAAAGUGUGAGUGAAGCAGAUUUCUUGAGAUGCCAGAAGCUGCAGUUGGAAACAAGACAAUGGGGAUUUUCCAAGAAAGACCCACAGUGCAUUAAACAAAACACAUAUUCAUUGGCUAUGGAUGCAUUUACACUUUAACUGCCAUGGUCCAGUGCUAUGUAGUCUUUGAAUUUGUAGUCUGGUGAGACACUGGCACUCUUUGGCAGAUCAAGCUAAAAACCUUGUAAAACUACAACUCCCUUGAUUUCAUAACACUGAGCCAUGGCAGUUGAAGUGGGCUACACAGAACCAAUUUUCAGUUGUAUUACUCUUUUUUCAGUAUAAAAAAGAAGGAAUGAGUCAUUUGGCACCUUUAAGUCUAUUUUUUUUCUGCAUAAGCAAAGUAAUGUUCAGAAUUUUACAAUGAAGCCUUUGGUAAAAAAAAAAAAUCCCCAAAAAAUAUCCAAGCCAUGUUCAGAAAACCAAAAGGACAAGAGAUCAUAUUGCAAUUUUUUUCUGUUGGCCAAUGAAAUACAUCACAGAACUUCCUGAGAAAACCAAAUUGUGCUUUAUGUGUUAUAACAAAAUAUUUGCUUGUGUAAAUCAUAAAAGUCCUAUGGCUAUCUCUCAAAUAAAUGAAGGUUGUAUAACA
Molecule: messenger RNA, 1348 nt
Organism: Anolis sagrei ordinatus
Lineage: Eukaryota; Metazoa; Chordata; Lepidosauria; Squamata; Anolidae
Product: vespryn-like
Biological process (GO): protein ubiquitination; innate immune response; regulation of gene expression
Cellular component (GO): cytoplasm
Molecular function (GO): ubiquitin protein ligase activity; protein binding
Source: RefSeq, a predicted model, not a curated record